Musca vetustissima is the source of this 486-nucleotide messenger RNA. RefSeq names its product U-scoloptoxin(01)-Er1a-like. The record is from RefSeq and is a predicted model, not a curated record. Gene Ontology annotation, cellular component: extracellular region. NCBI's taxonomy places the organism in Eukaryota, Metazoa, Arthropoda, Insecta, Diptera, Muscidae. Bases 1 to 486 code for a protein of 161 amino acids. The transcript has 3 exons. Gene Ontology annotation, molecular function: chitin binding.
AUGAGCCGCAAAGUUUCAUCCACAUCAUCAGCCAUUGUCAGAGGCUGGCAACCACAUUGCAGGCAUCAUCUUCGUUUCCAGCUACCUCAAAUUGCCGUAGCCGCUACUGUCAUUUUUGGUUUGCUAUUCUCCAGCAUUUGUGUCAGUGGGCAAAUUGAUGGUUAUGUAGCUGGUGUCGAUUAUCCAACAUAUGAUUCGGUGCCUAAAGGUUUAUCAUUCAAGUGCCAAGGUCGAGCACCCGGAUACUAUGCCGACACAGAGACUAGAUGCCAGAUUUGGCAUUGGUGUCUUCAUUCGGGUCAUCAAUAUUCAUUUGUUUGUCCGAAUGGCACAGUUUUUAAUCAGGCCGUUCGUGUCUGUGAUUGGUGGUCCAAUGUCAAUUGUCCGGCCUCGGAACAAUUGUACGAAAACAACGAUGAACUCUAUCGGACAGCUGACGAAGUUAUCAACAACAACAAUAAUGGCGAUGGUGACAAUAGCAUUUGA